This is a messenger RNA of Drosophila hydei, 1628 nucleotides long. RefSeq names its product cytochrome P450 4d8. Gene Ontology annotation, molecular function: heme binding; oxidoreductase activity, acting on paired donors, with incorporation or reduction of molecular oxygen; iron ion binding. The coding region runs from base 105 to 1628 and encodes 507 amino acids. Lineage: Eukaryota; Metazoa; Arthropoda; Insecta; Diptera; Drosophilidae. The record is from RefSeq and is a predicted model, not a curated record. The transcript has 4 exons.
AGCGUGCAAGUGUUUCGUUACAGCGGCUUAUUGAAUCUCGAUUAGAUAAGAAAACUAUAGCACUAUAUGCCUCUGGCUUGAGUCGCUUCAGUUCAGUGUGCGAAAUGCUGCUGAUCGCAAUUGUUGUGCUGCUGCUGACAGUCGCCAGUCUCUGCCAUUGGCGCCAAAGGGGCAGGCGGGCGGCAGUUGCCAAUCUGCCGGGUCCUUAUUGCUUUCCACUAAUUGGAGCCUUGCAUCGCGUCAUCAAUCUGAAUCCCAAAAAUUUCCUUAAACGAUCCCACAAAUAUAGUAUUGAACUUGGACAUUUGCAGCGUGUUUGGGUGCUGAAUCGCUUGAUGAUCACCAGCAGCGAUGUGGAGUUCAAUGAGCAGGUGCUCGCCAGCCAGGAGCAUUUGGUUAAGCAUCAGGUGUACAAGGUGCUGGGCCAGUGGCUGGGCAACGGCCUACUGCUCAGCGAUGGCAAAGUGUGGUACCAGCGUCGCAAGAUAAUCACGCCCACCUUCCACUUCUCGAUACUGGAACAGUUCGUGGAGGUCUUUGAUCUGCAGUCGAAUCUGUGCGUGCAGCGUCUGGAGCAGCGUGCCAAUGGAGAGACCUUCGAUGUCUAUCCCUUUGUCUGCCUGGCUGCCUUGGACAUCAUCGCUGAGACGGCAAUGGGCACCAAAGUGAAUGCGCAGCUGGCAGAGAGCACGCCCUAUGCCAAUGCUGUUACGGAAUGCACAGCAUUAAUGGCCUGGCGCUUCAUGUCGUUCUACCUGCAAAGCGAGCUGCUCUUCACGCUAACCCAUCCACAUCUCAAGCUUCGUCAGAUGCAGCUCAUACGCACCAUGCACGCAUUUACUACUGAGGUGAUUAAGCAACGUCGCCAGAUUCUGGAGGGGAUGCAGCGUGUGGGCGCAGAGCAGCCGCUGCAGAACGAGGUGGGCGGCAAGCGUCGCAUGGCGCUGCUGGAUGUGCUGCUGCAGGCGAGCGUGGAUGGACGACCGCUGAGGGACGAGGAGAUACGCGAGGAGGUGGACACAUUCAUGUUCGAGGGCCAUGACACCACCACCAGUGCCUUAUCUUUCUGCCUGUGGUGCAUAUCACGAAAUCCUCAAGUUCAGGCCAAAAUGCUGGAGGAGAUCCUGCACGUGCUGGGCAGCGAUCGCAGUCGCGCUGUUACCAUGCGAGAUUUGGGCGAGCUGAAGUAUGUGGAGUGCGUCAUCAAGGAGUCGCUGCGCAUAUAUCCGCCCGUGCCGCUAGUGGGCCGAAAGCUGCAAACCGACUUCAAAUACACACACUCCAAGUUUGGCGCGGCUGUUAUACCCGCCGGCUCUGAGAUUCUUAUGGGCAUUAUUGGCAUGCACAAUGAUGAGAAAAACUUUCCGGAUCCGCAUCUCUUCAAGCCGGAGCGUCAUGCCAACAGCGAACGCUCCACUUCGAGCUUUGCCUAUGUGCCCUUCAGUGCGGGGCCACGCAAUUGCGUUGGCCAGAAGUUCGCCCAGCUGGAGAUGAAGAUGCUGCUGGCCAAGAUUGUGCGCGAGUACGAGCUGCUGCCGCUGGGCGAGCCAGUGCAGGCUGUGGUUAACAUAGUGCUGCGCUCGGAUACAGGAUUUCAGAUGGGCAUGCGCAGGCGCAGCCAGCCAUAG